AUGUUGUAUCACACAACAUGGUUGGUGGCAAAAUUAGAUCCCAUCAAGUAUAUUUUUGAAAAACCCUUCCUAUCUGGAAGAAUAGCUCGAUGGCAAGUGCUAUUGUCUGAGUAUGAUAUUGUGUAUGUGUCCCAAAAGUCAAUCAAAGGGAGCGUCAUCGCUUAUUUCCUCGCAGAUCGAGCUAAUGAGGAUUAUGAAUCUAUAAGUUUUGAUUUUCCAGAUGAAGAGUUGAUGGUCGUCUUGUGCAUAGAAAAAGGCCUUCCCAAUGAAUUUAAUCUAUGGAAGAUGUAUUUUGAUGGAGCAUCCAAUGCUUUGGGGCACGGAAUCGGGGCAGUGUUGAUUUCUCCAAAUGGAAAGUACUAUCCAGCCACGGCGAGAUUGAAUUUCAAUUGUACUAAUAAUAUAGCGGAGUACGAGGCAUUGGUAAUGGGAUUACAAGCAGCAAUCGAGAUGAAGGCUGACAUGAUAGAUGUUUAUGGAGAUUCGGCUUUGAUUACUGAUGCUUUGGCCACUCUCGCAGCAAUGUUCGGAAUAAAAGAAGCGGAUGAUGUAUGCCCUUUUGAGUUAGAAGUCCGUGAAGUCUCCUCACACUGCUUGAAUGUUGAGGAAGAGGUUGAUAGUAAGCCGUGGUAUCAUGAUAUCAUGCAAUACAUCAAGCACCAGGCAUAUCCUGAGAAUGUCAUAGACAAUGACAAGCGAACUCUUAGAAGAUUAGAAAUGGAUUGCAUAAACUUCGUUCGAAAGUGCCAUAAGUGUCAGAUUUAUGCAGAUAGGAUCCAUGCUCCACCAGCCCCAUUGCACGUUUCCACGGCCCCUGGGCCAUUUUCAAUAUGGGGAAUGGACGUGAUUGGGCUUAUUACACCAAAAGCCUCAAAUGGACAUCGAUUCAUAUUUGUGGCCAUUGAUUAUUUCACGAAAUGGGUAGAAGUAGCUUCUUAUGCCAAUGUGACACAAAAGGUGGUGUGCAAGUUCAUCCAAAAAGAUAUCAUAUGUCAGUAUGGGCUGUCGGAAAGGAUCAUUACUGAUAAUGCAAGCAAUUUGAAUGGUGCGAUGGUGAAGGAGGUUUGCGCUAAAUUCAAGAUCAAGCAUCAUAACUCGAUAACUUACCGUCCGAAGAUGAACGGAGCGGUAGAGGCAACCAACAAAAAUAUCAAAAAGAUUGUCGAAAAGAUGAUUGAAGUUUAUAAAAACUGGCAUGAGAAACUUCUUUUUGUCUUGCACGCAUAUCGAACUUCUGUGCAUACCUCCACUGGGGUAACUCUGUACUCAUUAGUAUAUGGUACAGAAGCAAUUCUACCUGUUGAAGUAGAAAUCCCAUCACUGAGGGUGUUGAUGGAAACAGAAUUGGAAGAUGCUGAGUGGGUCCGCUCCCGCUACGAACAAUUGAAUCUGAUUGAGGAAAAAAGGCUUGCGGCUUUUUGUCAUGGCCAGAUGUACCAACGAAAGAUGAUGAGAGCAUACGAGAAAAAAGUUUGUCCCAGGCAGUUUCGAGAAAGAGAGUUAGUCCUCAAGAGAAUACUCCCUAAUCAAACUAAUUUUCGAGGAAAAUGGAUGUCAAAUUGGGAAGGGCCAUAUGUGGUAAAGAAGGCUUUUUCAAGAGGAGCUUUGAUUUUGGCUGACAUGGAUGGGAAGGAUUUGCCUAAUUCGAUAAAUGCGGAUGCGGUGAAGAAGUACUACGUUUAA
Molecule: messenger RNA, 1683 nt
Organism: Theobroma cacao (cacao)
Lineage: Eukaryota; Viridiplantae; Streptophyta; Magnoliopsida; Malvales; Malvaceae
Source: RefSeq, a predicted model, not a curated record